CCUAACUGCAAUUAUUUAGUCGGCUGAUCCAUACGUUAACGUGUCGCCUCGAUUAUGGAAAAAAGAAUCUAACUAUGAGGCCAUUUUAGAUUUUUUAUCAAAUUCAAGGGACUAUACUAUAAUUUUCUUUUUUCCUUUUCCUUUUUGGUUUAUAUUUACCCCCGCUUGAUACUUGCUUGUUUUGCUGACCUUUUCAUGUUUGCUUUAUACUUCAGCUCUCUGAAGCCACUUCUCGUUUACCCGUUUCGCUUCGGGUAAACUUUGGUGUAUAAAUUUGGAAAAAAGAAAAAGUUAGAACAAAUUUGGGGAUUAAUGGAGGUUGAUCUUGAACCCAAGGUGUUAGACACUCCAUCUAUGACGGAGAAGGGAUACGGAGAAUUUGGGUGUUCACACUAUAGAAGAAGAUGCAAGAUCAGGGCACCUUGUUGUGAUGAGAUAUUUGAUUGCAGACACUGCCAUAACGAUGCCAAGAACUCAAUUGAAAUUGAUCCUUUUGAUCGUCAUGAGGUUCCUCGCCAUGAUAUAAAAAGGGUUAUUUGUUCCUUGUGUGACAGAGAACAAGAUGUUCAACAGUAUUGCAUUAACUGUGGGGUCUGCAUGGGAAAGUAUUUCUGUUCAAAAUGCAACUUUUUCGAUGAUGAUGUCUCGAAAAAACAGUACCAUUGUGAUGAAUGCUGCAUCUGCAGAAUUGGUGGAGCAGAGAACUUUUUCCAUUGUGAUAAAUGCGGAUGUUGCUAUUCUAUGAUAAUGAAGAACUCCCACAAGUGUGUUGAAAAAGCCAUGCACCAUAAUUGCGCUGUUUGUUUCGAGUUUCUCUUUGAUACGACAAAAGAGAUAACUGUCUUACCAUGUGGACACACGAUACAUUUGGAAUGUGUACGAGAGAUGGAACGACAUUCCCAGUAUUCAUGUCCUGUUUGCUCAAAAUCGUUUUGUGAUAUGACCCGAGUGUGGGAACGACUUGACCGAGAAGUUGCUUCAACAGGGAUGCCUCAAAUUUACCAGAAUAGGAGGGUUUGGAUUCUCUGCAAUGACUGUGGGGAAAAUUCCGAGGUUAAUUUCCAUUUUGUGGCACACAAGUGCCCGAUAUGCAGCUCAUACAAUACCAAGCUGACACGUGGACGCAUUGCUACGGGCUCAUCAGAGAUUAUGAAAACAGUUUGAUGAUGGCUUCCUCGAUGUUUAUUUCGCACUUCUCAGUUUCCUGUUUUAGUUCAAUCGUUAACUCUUAUGGAAUGGGUAAAUUUCACUUUGGGGCAGCAGAGGGUAGCUGGAAUAAUAGGUUUCUUUAUUCUUUGUUACUCAUCUCUGUAAGCUAAUCCGCUGCAACAUGCCAGCUCGCUCUGGAGCCGGGGACUGUAUUAGUAGAACACGUGAAACUUGUAAGAAUGCAGAUGCUAUGUAUUUGGAUCAUCGCUGGUGCUAAAUAUAUUCCACAUUUCCUAAAA
Molecule: messenger RNA, 1448 nt
Organism: Gossypium arboreum
Lineage: Eukaryota; Viridiplantae; Streptophyta; Magnoliopsida; Malvales; Malvaceae
Product: E3 ubiquitin-protein ligase RZFP34-like
Exons: 13
Coding region: 313-1164 (283 amino acids)
Biological process (GO): ubiquitin-dependent protein catabolic process; protein ubiquitination
Cellular component (GO): nucleus
Molecular function (GO): ubiquitin protein ligase activity; zinc ion binding
Source: RefSeq, a predicted model, not a curated record